Periconia digitata is the source of this 528-nucleotide messenger RNA. The record is from the annotation of a GenBank genome assembly. NCBI's taxonomy places the organism in Eukaryota, Fungi, Ascomycota, Dothideomycetes, Pleosporales, Periconiaceae.
AGAAAAGAAAACAUGUUUCCAACACUCUUCCCCCUCCUCGCGCUCGUCGCCCUACAAACGACAUCAACCCUCGCAGCACCCCUCACACCAAACGCCAACGACAUCACCGCCGCAGCAACCGUAGGAAAAAUCCGCGGCGUCCGCGACCCAAUCUACCACCUCUACCUCCAAAGCAAUCCCAGUAACUCGUCCAUCCCCGUGCUAGGCCCCGAAUCCAACGCCGACGAAUUUACCAUCGGCGGAACCAUCCAAAGCAAGAAAACGUCUCUGUUUUUGAACAUCGCGGAAGCGAGCACGAGCUAUAAGCCGUUGAGCUGGGGCGCGAGCGGGAGCACGACGGCGUGGGGGUUGGAAGGUGAUACUAUUAUUACUGUGCAGGGGAGUUCUUAUGGGAGACAGUUGAAUUUCCUGGCUUGCGCUUCGUCGUCUGCGGGGUACUACGAUUUGUUUCUUCAGACGGGGUCGGAUCAGCCUAGUGGGAAGACGUGCAGUAACUACCAGACCAUACAUUUGCCGUGUUUGUGUUGA